ACAACCAUAAGAAGGGUUCUCCUCAAGUCCUUCCCCUCGCAUUCCAGGAUGAGUUUGAACAACGACCCCAGAUGGAAUUCUGUGAGCUCCUGUAAUUUGUUUCGCCGGUACCUACUACUGAUUACAGGCAGCUGAGCAACAAGAUGAGCAGUUUCCACGAAUGGUUUAAAGCUGAAUUCAAUACCCUCUAUGAUCUUGCAGACGGCUCCUUCAGUAAGCGCGGCCUAUCGCUCUCUUUGUAUCUGGACACUGCCCGUCAAUUUGAGCGACAUUUAACUAUGCAUCAUACCAUUGAGGAGAAAUAUAUUUUCUCAAUCUUAGCUCGCAGAAUGCCUGAAUUCUCGGAUAUGGUCAACGACGGACACAUCAAAUCACACCAGAGCAUUCACCACGGACUAGAGGAAUUCUUAAAUCUAGUUACGAAGUGGAAACAAGAUCCAAGUACUUAUUCACCUAUCGGUAUGAGGACUUGCUUGGACAAUUUCAAGGGUGUCCUGUUUUCUCACCUAGAUCAAGAGGUCUCGGAUUUACGAGGAGAGAAUAUGAAAAAAUAUUGGAAACUGGAAGAACUCGAGAGUAUCCCCAUGUGAACACAGUAUCAAUGGCCGAAUGUCCGU
Molecule: messenger RNA, 617 nt
Organism: Guyanagaster necrorhizus
Lineage: Eukaryota; Fungi; Basidiomycota; Agaricomycetes; Agaricales; Physalacriaceae
Exons: 6
Coding region: 144-590 (148 amino acids)
Source: RefSeq, a predicted model, not a curated record